This is a messenger RNA of Aureobasidium subglaciale EXF-2481, 2706 nucleotides long. RefSeq lists its product as uncharacterized. Gene Ontology annotation, cellular component: mitochondrion; cytosol. Bases 43 to 2496 code for a protein of 817 amino acids. Gene Ontology annotation, molecular function: aconitate hydratase activity; 4 iron, 4 sulfur cluster binding. The record is from RefSeq and is a predicted model, not a curated record. Lineage: Eukaryota; Fungi; Ascomycota; Dothideomycetes; Dothideales; Saccotheciaceae. Gene Ontology annotation, biological process: tricarboxylic acid cycle. The transcript is spliced from 3 exons.
UCUGUUCCUUUGAUAUUCCUCCUGUUAAUCACUAUACACACAAUGGGAGCACAAGUAUUGCGUACAGGCAGACUGCCUGCCCUCAGGUCACUUGCCUCAUCUGUUUCGCGAGGCUCAAUAGCGCGCCGUCAUCUGGCUACCGCUGCGGAUGCCUCUGUCCAACAACCCUCGGCCGCCGAAUUGGCCAGUCGCACCCCGCCAUACCCCAAGCUGCUACGAAGACUGUCAGAAGUCCGCCGUAUCCUGCCCGACCGCGCCCUCACACUCGCUGAGAAGAUCCUCUAUUCACAUCUUGAGUCACCUGAAGAGUCGCUCUUGACUGGAACGAACAAUGGCGCCGACAUUCGUGGAAAGGCAAACCUCAAGCUCAAGCCUGACAGAGUUGCCAUGCAAGAUGCCUCUGCACAGAUGGCCUUGUUGCAGUUCAUGUCUUGCGGUCUGCCCAACACUGCUGUCCCUGCCAGUAUCCACUGCGACCACAUGAUUGUAGGAGAACGAGGAGCAGACGUCGACUUGCCCCAGUCAAUCAAGGGAAACAAGGAAGUCUUUGACUUUUUGGAGAGUGCGGCCAAGAAGUACGGUAUCGAGUUCUGGCCCCCUGGUGCGGGUAUCAUUCACCAGAACGUGCUCGAAAACUACUCUGCUCCUGGUCUGAUGAUGCUCGGAACGGACUCGCAUACUCCCAAUGCUGGUGGUCUUGGUGCCAUUGCCAUUGGUGUCGGUGGCGCUGACGCUGUGGAUGCUCUGGUCGAUGCUCCUUGGGAACUCAAGGCUCCCAAGAUUCUCGGGGUGAACCUUGUUGGUCAGCUCAGUGGCUGGGCCAGUCCUAAGGAUAUCAUUCUCAACCUUGCUGGUCAACUCACAGUUCGUGGUGGUACUGGCUACAUUGUCGAGUACUUUGGACCCGGUGUAGAGACUCUUGCAACUACUGGCAUGAGCACCGUGUGUAACAUGGGUGCUGAAAUUGGCGCAACCACAUCCAUCUUCCCCUUCACCAAGGCUCACGUGCCCUACCUCUACGCUACCCACCGCGGUCCCAUCGCCAUCGCCGCCGAAACUAUUGCCAGCUCUCCUGGUCCUCACAACCUUCUUCGCGCUGAUUCUGGUGCCCAGUACGACAAAGUCAUUACCAUCGACUUGAGCACCCUCGAACCUCACAUCAACGGCCCCAUGACCCCUGAUCUUUCUACGCCCCUUUCUCUGUUCCGCGACACCGUCAAGGCAAACAACUGGCCCGAGACUCUCGGUGCCGGUCUGAUCGGCUCCUGCACAAACUCUUCGUACCAAGAUAUGACCCGUGCCGAAUCACUAGUCAAGCAGGCAACUGCUGCUGGUCUCCAGCCCAAGACCGACUUCUUCAUCACCCCUGGCAGUGAGCAGGUCCGCGCAACUCUCGAGCGCGACGAGACUCUCGCCACUUUCAACGACGCUGGUGGUGUUAUUCUUGCCAACGCUUGUGGCCCCUGCAUCGGCCAGUGGACUCGUACCGAUGGCGUCGAGAAGGGCACUGAGAACGCCAUUUUUACCUCCUACAACCGUAACUUCCGUGGUCGCAACGAUGGAAACGUCAAGACCAUGAAUUUCCUGGCCAGUCCCGAGCUUGUCACUGCCAUGGCAUACAGUGGCAGCACUACCUUCAACCCCAUGACUGAUUCCAUCCCUCUUCCUGACGGUGGUGAGUUCCGCUUCGACCCUCCCCAAGGCCGUGAUCUUCCCUCGACCGGCUUUGCGAAGGGCAACCCUGACUUCUUCCCUACUCCCGGCCACCCCGAUGCCAGUGUCGAAGUCGUAGUUGACCCCAACUCCUCUCGUCUCGCUCUCCUCGAGCCUUUCUCCCCCUUUCCCAAGUCUGAACUCGAAGGUCUCCGUGUCCUCGUCAAGGUCAAGGGACAAUGCACAACCGAAACCAUCUCUGCUGCCGGACCUUGGCUCAAGUACAAGGGUCACUUGCCCAACAUUGCUGAGAACACCCUGAUUGGCGCCAUCAACGCCGAGACUGGCGAGACCAACAUCGUCUACGAUGUCAACGACACAGAGUCCCGCGCCAAUGGCAUGGGAAUCCCUGCCCUUGCCAAGAAGUGGAAGGAGCAAGGCAACGAGUGGCUCGUGGUCGCCGAACACAACUACGGCGAGGGUUCCGCCCGCGAACACGCCGCUCUCCAACCCCGCUACCUCGGUGGCCGUAUCAUCCUCUCCAAGUCCUUUGCCCGUAUUCACGAGACCAACCUCAAGAAGCAAGGUGUCGUGCCAUUGACCUUCGUCAACGAAGCCGACUACGACAAAAUGGCCGCUUGUGACGAGGUCCGCACCGAGGGUCUUUUGGACGUUUUGCAGUCUGGCGGUCAAGGCGACGUUACCCUCGUCGUCAAAACCAAGUCUGGCGAGGAAAUCAGAGUUGCCACCAAGCACACUUUCUCAAAGGAUCAAUGCGCUUUCGUUCUUGCUGGAUCUGCAUUGAAUUUACUUGCUGCUCAGGCUGGAAAGAGUGUUGCAUAGAUGUUUUCUUUCUUUCUCCCUCUGAACAAAAGUGUGGGCUUUUGGAGAAAAUGCUUAGAGUUGAGUUUUCUGUGUCAUGAGCUUGUUCUUUUCUUUUUUUUCUUUUUCCAUUUUUGUUGAUAUAUCCCAUGAAAUGUUCAAACGCUUUAUAUUAUCCGACUUUGAAGUCCCAAUAAUACAUACACGUUCAGAGACAGCUUCCUCAGACAU